AUGGAUCUUCUGAAAAACGAGAGAGCCAAUUCUGAAAAAGAACUGUCGCUAGAAUUGAAGAAUUUGGAGCUUUUGAUUCACGAGUGUAAGAAAUUUAUGCAACCAGUUGAAACUGCUAUUGAUGCGAUUCGGGCGACUUUGAGUGAAGAACGGAAGGCGAAUUUAUCGAAUGAGGAGUUGAGAAUUAUGAUAAAUGAGAAGAUAAAGAAGGAUAGAAUGGAAGUUCAGACGUUUAUUUUUGAUCCAAACACGACGUUGUCGCUUAUUUCGAAGUAUAUGGAUGCUGAGGAGGACGAGCUAAAAGUCAGUUCUUCUAUAGAAAUCGACUAUCUUCAUGGUGAUGAAGAUCAGUCCCAUGCUGAAGAUGACAAGAGCGUGGUCGAUUCAGCUGAGAAGCAGCAAAAUCAAUCUUUGCCAGAGGUGCCAAAAGAAGAUAAACAGAAAAGAAGACGAAGACAACGAGGAAAGAAAACAAAAGACGGCAAUCAAGCUGUAAAGAAAAUCGAAGAAGGAAUGGAGAAUUUAUCUCUUCAUCCUAAGAAUACCAAGGAAAAUCAAAAUACCUCGAAAUCUCAAAUAACGGAGAAAAAACCAAGAAAAAGGAGGCCAAGAAACAGAACGAGAAGCGAUAUAUGUUCACAUAACAUGAUACUCUACAAGAAAAACGACUCAAAUUACAUUGAUCAUUUUUUGGCGCGAAUAAAUUCAUGUGGUCAUCAAUUUGGCGGAUCUUGCCUGGAAAUGCUUUGCGUAGAUAGACAAUGUGGAUAUUGCCCAAAAUGCAAAAGACCUUUUACCAUGGAAGACAUUAAACCUGUUCAUUAA
Molecule: messenger RNA, 825 nt
Organism: Oikopleura dioica
Lineage: Eukaryota; Metazoa; Chordata; Appendicularia; Copelata; Oikopleuridae
Source: the annotation of a GenBank genome assembly